UUGGAGCUUAGCUUGGAGUGUCAACGGAUUUGAUGCUAGUAAGACAGUAAACUAGUAAGAGAAGUUAUAUAUUAACUAACGUGCAGUUCAUAAUUUGCUAUCCUCUUGUAUUAUAAUUUUGUCUGAGCAAUAAUUUUAUUUGGUCGAAAAUAUAUAUGUAAAGCCGACUACCACACUACAUUUGAACAGUUACUGUGCAUAAUUUCAUGUAACUAGCUAAAGCUAACGUUAACCAAACAUGGCUGAUGGUGAAACGUAUGCUUCGGAAACUCUUUUUUCGUUUGAGGUGUUGGUGGAGUAUAUACGAAUCCACAAACCUGGUUUAGUGAAGAGAGGGUUUGAGCCAGCAGUAGGGGUCCGCCUCUUGGAUUUCCCUACUUUGCUCAUUUACCGAGGGGAGCAGGACGAUUCUCGGCACCAGGAGGACUCGGACAGUGAGAAAGAAAACACGGCGACCCACAUUUCAAAACACGAUGCUUCACUUCAGCAACAUAUGAAUCGCAGCAUGGAAUACCGAUUCAGGAAAGGCAAAUCGUGUCUGUUUAAAAUAAACUUGGAUUUAUUUCAUACGCAUCUCUCUAAUGUGCCUCUCUAUGUUAUGGUUUUGGAUUCAAGAAACGAAAUUCCCAAAUUGAUGGGAAGCUCCAUGGUCUCUCUUGCGAAAAUUAUCGACGUAAUCAAAACGGACGUCAAGCAGCUUGGCAUUUGUACCCCAUCUGCGCAGGGAGAAAAGGGAUUAUUUGGCAUAUAUAAUCUGAUGGGCGAAAAAAUAGGCUGCAUUUCUUUGGGAUACAAACUUUUAAGUUUGGGAGCAAGUCUGAUACCACACAUUCCUGAAAGUAGGGUUUUGCAUUUUGGUUCAGGUAAAACUCCUGUUAAACAACCUUUGAAACCAUCUGAUAGUGUCCCAGAAACCAAAACAUACAGAGGCGAAGGCAUUCUGCAACCCGACUCCUCUAAUGUACUUUAUCAGAACAUUGAGUUAGACGGACAGCAAACCGACGUUGUGGUGUCAGAGACGGAGGCAAAACGGGCCCCCGCUGUAUCGAUGGGAACGCAAACUGAACCGGCAAGAAGGCAAGUGAAGAGAAUUGAAGUGGAGCAAAUUGACUUUGAUAGGGAGGGGAACCUCAAUGUGUACUGCCCCCCUCCUCUGUACUACAGCUGCUCAGAGGGGAGACGGGAAGAGGCGGACGCAGACAGAUACAGGCCGGUGGACGUGGCGAUGGAAGCACUCAGAGUUGAAGAUCUCCAUGCAGAAGACGAGGAGCUGGAUCUCCCUGCCGAGAGGAGGAGCGUAGGUCCCUCAGGGGAGGCGCGGAGGAGCAGAGCUACGGAGCAGUCCCAGGCACCUCCCGCUCUCCUGGGGGAGGCUCUGAGACGGCUGCCUUUAUUGAGCGCGCUCCUGCAGGAGCUGUCCCAGUUAAAUGGCCAGGCUCAGGAGCUUCCUUUUCCUGCGCCCGCGGGGCUCGCCUGGCAGCGCCAGCCAGUGCCACAUACCCCCACACCGCAGCCCCGCAGCUCCUGCGCAUCACCGACAUCCAGAGGCAGCAGGUCACCCAGCCCCCGGCUCAAACGCAGCCAGGUGAAUUCAGCAGCCCCCCCGCUCGCCCCGCCGAAACACCUGGGCAAAGCGCAGAGGCAGAGCCUAAGGCCUGGGAAGGAGGCCCCGAAAUCUCCUCCGAAGAGGAAAUUAGUGCACCGUCUGACCAAAACCGUGCGGCUCAGGCUGCAGCAGCACAACCCUGACGUGCUGAGGGAGCAGGAGCGCAGAGAGCAGCUGUGGGGAAGUCGGGCCUCGAUACUGAAACAGGCCAGCGGGAGGCGCCACCGGCCCAGCACCGCUAAAUCAGGGCAGAAGCUAACCAGCUCCCCCAGGGGCCAGGCUCUGGACUGGACUGCGAAUCUGGACGAGAACGUGCAGACGCUGGUUAGCAGCGUGGACCUCGACUCUACCCGGACAGGAACACCACCAUUGCAGCCCAGAGCGUGCAAAAGAGGCGGGGGCCGCCGGACGGGUCAAAGUGAAAACGGCAGCGCCGUGCACUUCAGUCCUCCCUAUGACCACGUUUCCAGACCCGCUGCAGAAGGAAGCCCAGGCCUGGGUCAGAACCGGACCGUGCAGGUCCGCAUCCCCAGCGCGCUGAGCCAAUACUCAGACCGCAGCGAUGGAGGCGGGGCCCCGAGCGACACCAGCGACCCCUGGCUCCCGUUGAAUAACCCUGGAUUCCGCAGCCCCGCGGCACUCCGCUCAGAUUCCUGCAGGGGUUCCCCCGAUCCCGGUGAGUACCUGGACGAUUUCACCAGCCCGGAGCCCACGGAGGGCUUCUCCCCAGACCUCCCUGGGAGCCCGGAGCCAGCCUCGGGCAGGGUCAGCAAACAGGCCUCAGGCAUCAACAGCGCUUCCCAAGAACGCCGUAGGCUACAGGCCUCGGACUCCGACAGCGCUUCCCAGGAACAUCGUAGGCCACAGGCCUCAGAUUCUGACAGUGCUUCCCAAGAACGCCGUAGACCACAGACCUUGGACUCCGACAGCGCUUCCCAGGAGCGCCGUAGACCACAGGCCUCAGAUUCCGACAGUGCUUCCCAGGAACGCCGUAGGCCACAGGCCUCGGACUCCGACAGCGCUUCCCAGGAACGCCGUAGACCACAGGCCUCGGACUCCGACACCGCUUCCCAGGAACGCCGUAGACCACAGGCCUCGGACUCCGACAGCGCUUCCCAGGCGAGCGGCCGGCCGGCCCUGACUUUCCCGGUUAAGUCGAGAGGCUCUCCCCAGCGCUCUCUCAAAGGCACUCACAUCAUCAGGCCUCGCACCCGGGCCUCAGCCAUCAGCAUCUCCUCGGGAGACAGCGAGCGUGUGUCUGCCUUGGCCCGCUCCGGUCCCGCCAGGCAUCGUGGGUCUGGAGCAGCGGGCGGGGCCGCCGGGGGACCCUCCGUCUCCCAAGAGUCCGGAGGAUCUGGGGUCCAGCUGUCCGAGCGCUUCGAAAACAGCCCGUCACCCCAAGCCUGUCCUGCGGACUCACGUUUACUCUCUAAUGACUCUGAGCUCGACUCCGUCGUCUCCCCUCCUCCCGAAAACGAAGGAGAAACGAGGGAUGAACUUGGGUCCUUAGGGUUCAGUAAUAAAUGCCAUCACAUCUCAGAGCUGGUGCUAAGUAAGCUCCCAGGGUACACGCUGUGAGCACUAUAGUGUCUUUUCAUGCUUGUACUUAUUCUGUCAUCUGUCAUCCUUCCAACUCGUACAUGCGUUAACUCCUGAUAACUGCAUAUGCUGGACUCCAUUUUGAGGAUUUACACGCAGCAGGAGAAAAUAAAACCAGUGGAAUCUGCAGUGCGUGGUACAAUUAUUAGAUUUGCAGUUCUAAGUUAUCAGUUGCAUUUUUUAAAUAAAAACACAUUGCAGUUUACAAUAAUCACACUACAAAACAUGCAAUUCAAAAAGGUGUAAUUUUUUAAAUUUUAUUUAUUGGAUACUGAGGAAAAUUCUUUUAUUAGGAACUGUGUCCACUGAAGUGUUCAUAUUCUGAAUCCAAAUAUCUAUAAAUAGUAAUAAUGUGUGUACCAUAUUUUUCAAAUGGUGAUUCAAAUAAAAACAUAACAGAUGA
Messenger RNA from Anguilla rostrata (American eel), 3608 nucleotides. RefSeq names its product microtubule associated protein 10 (gene map10). Gene Ontology annotation, molecular function: microtubule binding. The transcript has a single exon. Gene Ontology annotation, cellular component: centrosome; mitotic spindle midzone; midbody. The record is from RefSeq and is a predicted model, not a curated record. The coding region runs from base 239 to 3184 and encodes 981 amino acids. Gene Ontology annotation, biological process: positive regulation of cytokinesis; cytoplasmic microtubule organization; mitotic spindle midzone assembly. NCBI's taxonomy places the organism in Eukaryota, Metazoa, Chordata, Actinopteri, Anguilliformes, Anguillidae.